Messenger RNA from Caenorhabditis remanei, 1311 nucleotides. RefSeq lists its product as uncharacterized. Gene Ontology annotation, cellular component: plasma membrane. Lineage: Eukaryota; Metazoa; Nematoda; Chromadorea; Rhabditida; Rhabditidae. The transcript is spliced from 5 exons. The record is from RefSeq and is a predicted model, not a curated record. The coding region runs from base 1 to 1311 and encodes 436 amino acids. Gene Ontology annotation, biological process: riboflavin transport. Gene Ontology annotation, molecular function: riboflavin transmembrane transporter activity.
AUGGGAUGCUCGGCAACCACAUUUAUUCUGGUUGCUCUUUUCGGGUCAAGUUCAUGGAUGGGAACGAAUAGUGUGUGGAUGCAGUUACCGCUGUUAACUUCGGAACUUCCGGAACACUGGAAUUUGCCAAGUUAUUUAGCUGGAGUAGUGCAGAUCGCGUGUAUCGUUCCCCUCAUCUACACAAUUCUCCACAAAGGAGUAAAAUCGUUCACAAUCCCAACACCUCCUCUCAUUAUUGCUCUUUUAUCACUUGCCUGUUGUUGCCAACUUGGACUCGCUUUCUUCUGGAACAACUAUUCGGAAGUGUUCGGUGCUUCGAGAUCAUGGCCACUGUAUUCUCUACUUUUCGGAUUGGCAAUUGUCAAUGCAAUGUCGAAUGUGCUAUUCAUGCCAUUCAUGGCACAGUUCCAUCCCGCUUAUCUGAACGCCUAUUUCGUUGGAAUGGGAUUGAGCUCACUGAUGCCAAGUUUACUUUCAUUGGCUCAAGGAACAUCGAACUUCAAGUGUGAUGAUAAUGGAGUAGCAGAGAGAUUUCCACCGAAUUUCUCUGUUUCAAUCUUCUUCUUUAUCAUUUUCACGUUCACUUGUGUCGCUCUCAUUGCCUUUAUCAUCCUCUAUCGUUCCGGUGCACACAAUCAUUCGGCUAACUCGAACAGAAGAACAACAAAGGAACCAAACGAAGGAACUCCACUGAAGAAGAAGCUUGUGACGACAUCAAGUGCUCCAGAUGAAAAUGACGAUGAUGAAACACCGAUCGAUAUUCAUGAAACAGGAGCACCGGCCAUCGAUGGGAUUGUUUCAGAAUUGGAUGAAACGUAUAGAGAGCGCUCCUCGAUUUGCCACGAUUCGAAACCACACUCGGUUGACUACAUCACCGGCGUCAAAUUCACAUUUCUUCUCUUCACAACAGCUCUUGUCAAUGCUCAAAUGAAUGGAAUCAUCACGAGUGUGCAGAGUUAUGCGGCAUUGCCAUAUUCACAGGCCACGUAUCACUUCGCUGUGACUCUAUCCAACGUAGUCUCUCCAUUAUCAUCGUUUCUUCCAUUCUUCGUCAGUGUCCGAAGUAUUCCUGUGCUCGCCGUGCUCACCGCUUGCUCUUCAGCUGUGACAGCGUUCAUUGUGUAUUUAGCCGCGUUGUCUCCGAAUUUGAUAUUCAAUUCGGUUACUGCUGGAAGUGCACUUUCGAUAGGAGGCUCGUUGGUAGCUGCUGGACUACAUUCAUAUCUUCGAGUAGUCUUCGCUUCAUUACUUCGAGAAGGACAUCAGAGUGAAUCAAGAUUGUUCUGGUGUGGAGUCUUCAUUCAGGUGUAG